GGGGCACUCCGUCUACCAAAACAAGUGCAAUGGCUUGCUGGGUCAGCCUAUUUUAAACGUCGAAAGAAAAAUACCCAAAUGUGUCAACAAAACACAGAAACAACGUGUCCGUUUCGACGUAGUAUUACAAUUUUUAACAAAAAUAUACACUUUACUGACGCGAUUGGUGACUGGAAUAGUAUUUAGUUUUCUUAAUUUUACAACCCCCCUCUUUAGAGCCAACAUGGUAGCGGCGUAAGGUUUUCUUCCUGUCAACGCCGCACGCGUGUGGGUCAACGCCACAUUGUAGUCCUCGCUUUUUAUUAUUAUAAUGGAAUUAAGUCAGCAAGUACCGCGCAAAAGUUUUAUAUGUUCAUUCUCUGAUUGUCAUGCAUCGUACAACAAAGCAUGGAAACUAGAUGCUCAUAUUUGCAAGCACACAGGGCUGAAACCAUUUGUGUGUGAACAUGACGGCUGUGACAAGUCAUUCUGCGACAAGUACCACCUAGCUCGGCACCAGUUGAGCCACAGUGGAGAGAGACCCUUUAGAUGUACAGUAGAUGGAUGCACAGAGGCCUUCACUACAAAUUACAAUUUGAAGAAACAUGUUAAUCGCAAACACAACCAUGAUGAGGAGAAACUGUAUGAAUAUGUGUGUAGCUUUGAGGGAUGUGGGAAAGUGUUCAGGAAGAACAAUCAGCUCAAGUCACAUGAGUGCCAGCAGCACACCAAACUACCUCCCUUUCAGCUUUAUAGCUGUACCUUUGAGGGCUGCGAGAAACAAUUCACUUUCCCCAACAAACUACGGCUUCACGAGAAGGUGCACAGAGGCUACCCCUGUGAAAAAGAUGGCUGUUCUUUCAUCGGAAAGACCUGGACUGAGUAUACGAACCAUAGGAGAGAUGUACACAGAGCCCUUUUUCAGUGUAAUGAGUGCAACAAGGUGUUUCGCGACACCUGGUUCCUGAAGCAGCACCAGCGUGUCCACGCAGAGGAGCGCCAGGUGUUUAUCUGUCCCAGGGAGGGGUGCCAGAGGUCCUUCACUACGCCAUUCAACCUGCAAAGCCACAUCGGCUCUUUCCAUGAGGAGCUACGGCCUUACACCUGCCCCCAUGAAGGCUGUGGAAAGACCUUUGCCAUGAAGCAAAGCUUACAACGCCACAGUGUUGUCCACGAUCCAGAAAGGAAGAAACAGAAGAAACCCCGACCCAAGCGAUCCCUGGUUUCCAGACUGAGUGGUUACGAGCCCAAGAAUAACAGUCGUCCAAAGCCCCAUGCAGCUUUGCAAUCAGAAUCCAUUGCAAGGGGUGGACACAGGAUGCACAUGGCAGCUCUUCCAUAUUGGAUGACUUUGGGUUUGGAAAGAAUUCCUGUCAGCACCUCUGUUGCACUAUCUGCUCCAUGGUUGUGUCCUGCUGUCAAAAUCAUAAAAGUAUGGAAUGCGUUUGGGUCUUUGCGUGUCAAAAAAGAUACAUGUCGAAUAACACUUUGACGCAUUAAAUAAGAUUUUAAUUUGACACGUCAAUUAAUAAGUAAAUUCUAUUAUUUGCACAAGCGCCACAACUACUAUCAGUAGCACUGUCAAAGUUGUACAAAAAGAGUGCAAACAAGCACACGCAGACCACGAACGAUGCGUUUACAAGUACCGCGUUGGUAAUAAGGCAUUAUUUGUUCGACCGCUACUUCUGGGUUACCAAUACAACCAGCCUGAAAACAAUGGCCAGUAGAAACUGCAGUCAUUUAAAUUAUUCUUAACAAUGAUUUAGAAAUCCUUGUAAGUAUUAGCUUCGGUAUCCAAUUGUUCGCCUAUUGAAACGGAAUUUAAAUUCAUGAAAAUAAAUAGCUCGCCAACUACUUAAUUAACCCUGUUGCCCAAAGCUAAUGUUAUAAGCAGCCAGUUAGUUUAAUAAUCUGGCUAGUAAGGCUCAACCGGACCGGGGUAUGUGUUGUGAAGAUAGCCACAAUAGGAUUAGGCACAAUAAUGGAAUAUGCUGUUUGCCUUCAAAAUAAAAGUACCCCUGAAAGUGAUGCAGAAGGUUACAAUUGAUGGAAUCCUAUCUUGUCUAAUAUUUAGACUAGAUAAUGUUAAACAAGGUUGGAAUGUGAAGCAAUGAAAUGGGAUAUCAGUCUACUCUGUGACAUCCACAUAACACAAAUGUGAAGAGUUUACGCAAAUAUUAGCAUUGUAGCUCUUAUCGUGUGACUGAAAUCACCUCCCCGGUCAGCCUAUUGUGUGUAUUGAAUUUCAUAUUGCUCUGUAGAGCUUUACCUAAGGAUUGGGGAUCAAUGAAAUUGGGUAUCAGUUUACUCAAUACCCAAUUUUUUUUUUUCAAUGUCCUCGAGUUAUCAGACUCCAAAACAUCCAUGCAGUAUUGUUUCUCCUAGGGAAUGUUCAAUACACAUAGGAGGUUGACAAUAAAUGUGGCUCAAUUCAGUUCUCUCGCAAUAAGAGCUAAUGUUCUCUGGGUGUCAAAGGAGUAGACUGAUACCCCAUGCCAUUGAUCCACAAUCCAUAGGUAAGGCUGUACUUCUGUAGCUCAGUUGGUAGAGCAUGGCGCUUGUAACGCCAGGGUAGUGGGUUCGAUCCCCGGGACCACCCAUACGUACAAUGUAUGCACACAUGACUGUAAGUCGCUUUGGAUAAAAGCGUCUGAUAAAUGGCAUAUAUUACUGUACAGUGAAACAAGUAAACCCCAAUGCAAGUCUAAUACAUCCAGUGUUAUUUCAAAAGAUUUGUCAAAUUAUUGUAUUUUGUUGACUUUAUAUAACAUUCCAACCUCGUGCAUAAUGAUCUAUUCAAUUAUGGCAUAAUUAUACAAGUUGUAUUCAUUUGUGUCAUUGUCAAUAACACUUUAAUUCUGAAGGCUAACUGCAAAGUCCACUAUUGUGGCUAAUCCUUAUUGUGGCUAGCUUCACAGGUGGGUCUCGACCACCAUUAAUCAAUAAGAACGGUUUUAUAAAUAAGGGUUAUUUUUGAUGACACCUAGCUAUAGAUACUGAAACAGAUGUCGUUUUGCUAUGUUUUUGGGGAAGAACAUUGUUUGCGUCAUCAGCUAGCUAGCUUUUUUUAAUGACCAGCACUGUAGGUGCGCGAGACAACUUUACCAGCAUCAGAGCAUACGUAUUGAUGAACCGUUGUGACAUAUCAAACACAAUUGAGAGUGUAAUGGAUGUGUAAUAACUACAUACAAAAUUAUUGAACGUGUUGAAUUGUGUAACGUGCAGUCAUAUUCAGGUCCUGAUUGGUCAACAAGCUUAUUUGACAUGUUAAAUAGUGUUAUUUGACGUGUAUCUUUUUUUGACACGCGAAGACUCAAACAGCGGUCCAUAUAGAAAUACAACAUUAACAUUUGGCUUAUUCCGCAUUUGCACAUCUCAGGAAAAUCAACAUGGAGUCCUUGUACAGACAAUAGGGCACACUCCUUUUUCUGUCCAAAAAAUACAUUUUUAUUUAUUUAUGCAUGUCUGAGCCUAGUUUGUUGCUAACAAGUCUCUUUGUUCUGCCAAAGGAAAGUUGUUGUACAUAUACAGAAUUGAAUGUGUAUUUUUGCAAUAAAAAUAGACUUAAAACCAACUAACUAUUUUGCUGGUUUCAACUACAGAAUAGUGAAGAGGUUUCGGGUUUGUCCAGGUUGACACAUUUUAGUCUGAAAUGGGAGGUUUAUUGGUUGCAAUACUAAUGGAUACCUGUUCUCUAGUUCCAUGAGCUCGUUAGGGAGAUGACGUACAUGAAGAUUGUAGUAGUCGUUAUGCAUACAAUUCAGUCAUCUCUACAGUGUCUUUGAAACAACAGAAUGAUGUGCAUCAGACAGGUAAAGGUAAAUCAAUCCCUGAUAGAUAUCUCACCAGUGGCUGUACAUGUUCCAUACAUCCUGUUCUCAGAGUGAUUCUGACACGGUGCUUUUUAUCCAGCCAAUUCUGGACCUGCCGCAGCUUGGUUAGAAGAUCAUGGUUACCAAUGUCAGAGGAAAAGGUGAGCUCCUUUACCUGCACAGGGCCUCGGCUAUGGGUAGUAGUUUUUGUUCUUAUUUUAGAUCAGAGGGGUAUACUACAAAGCAGGUUCAAUGAGUUAACCAGCUAACUUCGAUAAACAACCAGAAGUAACUGGAUUUUUGGGGGGUUCAUUAAGAAGGCUAAACUCUAUUUUGGAUUUUUUGGGGGUUCAUUAAGAAAGCUAAAGUCUAUUUUCUUUUGGUUGUUGAGUCAGAGGCCAUGCCCAUUUCAAGCUUACCUUUCCAAAAAAUAGUUAUUUCAGAACAUAGCUGACUAACUCAUUGAACCUGCUUUGUAGUAUGUAUAUACAUCACUGUGUUUUAUAUAAAAAUGUGGGUUGGACUUCACGGUCUGUGAGAUGAGAACAACAUGCUCUCGUGUUUGUCUAUAAAGCACUUCUGAAUAAACUACAUUAUUUAUCAUCACUCAUCAAUAUUAGAAUUAGAAUUCCUAAAACCAGGUCUCAAGCAUGGAUUACAUUUGAGGCCCAUGGGAUUUCCACAGAGUUGGGUUUGGCUGCCUUUUCCUGUUAUGCUCCUUGCCUAUGGAAUAGCCUGUAGACUAAACUUAAACUUGAGACUCUUGUCCCCCUUGCCCAAUUUAAAUAUUUAUUGGAGGAUUUGUAUUUUUGUAUUGCUUGUAACUGUUUCGGGUAAUGCAAGUUCUAGUGCUGUUAGGGGAAUAACCUAUGUGUAAACGUAAUCUGUUGCUGUAUUUUUGUGUGUUAUCUGUGAUUGUUUUGUUUGUCUUGUGUAGUUUCUUAAUCAUUGUACCUAAACUGUAUGUGUAAACAUGUAUACGGAGGGCCCAGCUGUAAAAGAGACAUUGGUCUCAGUCUGUGUUCCUUGUUGAAAUAAAUGUAUAAUAAAAUAAUAAUAAUAUCGCUCUUA
Molecule: messenger RNA, 4862 nt
Organism: Oncorhynchus keta (chum salmon)
Lineage: Eukaryota; Metazoa; Chordata; Actinopteri; Salmoniformes; Salmonidae
Product: transcription factor IIIA
Exons: 10
Coding region: 311-1471 (386 amino acids)
Cellular component (GO): nucleus
Source: RefSeq, a predicted model, not a curated record